This is a messenger RNA of Strigops habroptila (Kakapo), 2928 nucleotides long. RefSeq names its product tubulin folding cofactor C (gene TBCC). The transcript is spliced from 2 exons. NCBI's taxonomy places the organism in Eukaryota, Metazoa, Chordata, Aves, Psittaciformes, Psittacidae. Gene Ontology annotation, molecular function: tubulin binding. Gene Ontology annotation, cellular component: cytoplasm. The record is from RefSeq and is a predicted model, not a curated record. The coding region runs from base 253 to 1272 and encodes 339 amino acids. Gene Ontology annotation, biological process: tubulin complex assembly; post-chaperonin tubulin folding pathway.
ACAGGGGGAAGGCGGAGGCGGGGGUUAUUUAUAUCCCGGCUGCUAAUUUGGGCUCCGCGCCCCGCGGAGCGCGGCACCUGCCGCCGGCACUCACCCCAUCCCGCAGCCAGGCAACGGCCCCUUUAAACCGCCGCGCUCCCCUCCCUGCGGGGCACUCACAGCCCGCCAAUCGGUAGCGCUGACGCAAUCGGGGCUUGCCGGCAGCCAAUCGGCGGGCAGCUUAGUGACCGGGAGGAAAGGCGAAGAGGCAAGAUGGAGACGGUGGGAGAGGCGGCGGUGCCCGGCGAGGAGCUGAGGGCGGCCGCGGUGGCGCUCCCUGAGCGGCUGCAGCGGCGGGAAGCGGAGCGGCAGCAGGGCGUGGAGCGGCAGCGGCAGAAGAAGGAGGCGCAGGUGGUGAAGGAGGAGCAGAGCGAGUUCUUCAUCGCCGCUUUCGCCCGGGAGCGGGAGGCCGUGGAGGCGCUGCUGGCGGCGGGGCUGCUGGAGGAGGCGGCUGCCCGCCUGCAGGGGCUGCAGAAGCUGCUGACCGAGAGUGUGCGGUUCCUGGCGCCCUACGAGGUGCGGCAGGGGCAGGAGGCCGUGGGGCGGCUCCAGAGCGACCUGGCGGCCCGGCGCCAGCAGCUGCAGCCCAAGAAGAAAUUCGCUUUCCGGACCCUCAAGAAGGAAGCGGCUCCGGGCUGCGAGCCGCGCCCCGCCGAGCCCGCCCGGCCCCCGGCCGCCGCCGCCGCCGCGCCCGCUCCCGGCUGCGGGCCCGCCGAAGGGGAGCCGGGCGGGUCGCCGCUGUGCGGGUUCAGCGGCGACGAGGACGCGGAGCUGGAGCUCGGCCCCGCUGAGCUGCUGCAGCGCGACGUGUUGCUGUCCGGGCUGCGCGGCUGCCGGGUGCGGCUCCGCGGCAACGCCAACACGCUGCGGGUGCGCGACUGCCGCGGCUGCACCGUGCUCUGCGGGCCCGUGUCCACCUCCGUGCUGGUGGACGGCUGCAGCGAUUGUCUCCUGGCGCUGGCCUGCCAGCAGCUCCGCACCCAUCGCACCCGCAACAGCCGCUUCUACGUGCAGGUGACCAGCCGAGCCGUGAUCGAGGACUGCACCAAGGUCUCCUUCGCCCCCUACACCUGGAGCUACCCGGGUAUUGAGAGAGAUUUCGAGUCUUCUGGGCUGGACAGGAACCAAAACAACUGGAACCUGGUGGAUGACUUUGACUGGCUGGCGACUGACCGGCCUUCACCCAACUGGAGCCUGAUCCCUGAGCAGGAAAGAAUCAGUUGCUGGGACUGACUGCAGGGGCAGCUUGGUGCUGAGCAAGAAAUCCUGGUGUAAAUGCACUGAAUCAUAAACUGGGGGAUUUCACCCUCCAUAUGCCAUUAAACGAUUCCAUUCGUUAUUUAGAUUGUAAAUUGUAAGGUGUGACUAGUUUUUUUUUUUUUUUUUUUUUUUCUGAAGAAUACCAGUCAAAUACAGUUUACUGUCCUCCACUGGUUGCUGCUAUAAUCGUUAUGUAUCACUGUGGAAUUUCCCCACUGCUGCAGUACCUAAUUGCAGGGUUUUUUUCUAAUUAAGGUGGGGCAGGCGGGCACUGAUACACAAACAAAUGAGCCUCUCUGAGCUGUUGUGCUGCUUUCACUCAUCCAGAGCUUGAAUUAGCAGCAAAUAGCACAAGAUGUACUGGAAUGGAAAGAUCAAAUUCCAAAUUUUUCAUAUUUCAGUGGUUCUCGAGUUGCAAGCAACCAUAUGCUAUCUUAUGGGGAGCACAUUUAGAGGGGAGGGGACAUUUGGGGAGUAAUGAGACAAAAGAUUAAUUUAAAGGAGUUUUUGUAGCCGAACAGUGAAGCAGACUUGAGAUGAAUCCUAAGCCUUACGCUGUAAUUAUGAGCCAGGUUCUGCUGAUAUGGGUGAAAUCCGAAAGUUUUCUUCAGGCUUUUGUUUCAAGUGAGAGAAGCCUAAAGGAAAGAAAAGUCUCCUAAUGAACAUUUCAUGCUCUCUUUAUAGAUUCAUUGCUUGAAAUUAAUAAACCUACAGAGGCUACAUAAAUACUGAACUUUCACAGUCUGAAAAUAGUUUGUGAAAGGAUGCUCCUUCUGUAAACACUUAAGCUGGGAGGGAUGAAAUGAGUGCUUUGUACUUUCAGGGGCAUACAGCAAGUGCUCAUUAACACGACAGAAGCUGGGUGAACUCUGCUGCAGUCAAACUUCAGAAGAGGUGUUCAGGGACAUCCUACUACUUUCAUCUGUCAGUAGACAUUAGGCUUUGGUGCUGUGGUUAAUUUACAACAUGCUGCUACUGUGUAGGUGCAGUGUUGACAGACAGAGUCACUAAAAUGGGAAGUUGAGGUGCUAUAUUUCAGUUCCCACACUGCAUGUUAUCUUGCAUAAAGUGCAGUGUGACUUAAGUCCUGUUUCUUCACUCUUGCUAAAUAAAAAAGCAGCAGCAGCAGCAUGGAAUGCAAUGUUUUUACAGUGCCCUGUUAGUGGUGUGAAGUGAGCACUCCAUACAUAAAGCAUAUAUAGUAGUUUUAGGUUUCCAAAACCACUCCUUGUGACGUAUUGCAAGAAUCAGCUUAGAGUUGUAUUUUAAAACUGCAAAAUAUGUAUGCUAUAUAUAUGUCAUAUAUGUGCCUCUAACAAAAUUAACACUGGCUGAACUAUCAAAACUGCAUUACUGCCAUGAGAAGUACUUGAAACUUCACUUGAGUGCUUGACGGGGUUUGAAUAGAGAAACUAAGGCUUUUUUCAGCAUAUUUAAUUUAAAGGGGGAGGGAAAAAAGGGAACUUUUAUAUAUUCUUUCACAACUUUCCUUUUUAUUUACUUCUGUUAAUGUAUACUUUUUGACUGAAUUGAAUUUUGCAUUUCAAAUGUAUUUGCUCUGAUUUCGGUUGUCCCUUUACUAAUGAUUUGUCUUUGCAUUGACAAGAUCAUAAAAUGAUUUAAAGAAAA